Molecule: messenger RNA, 1902 nt
Organism: Funneliformis caledonium
Lineage: Eukaryota; Fungi; Glomeromycota; Glomeromycetes; Glomerales; Glomeraceae
Source: the annotation of a GenBank genome assembly
AUGUCUAACAAUAAUGUGCCUCGUGUAGCUGUUGGUGUUCUCUAUAGUCAAGAAGAUCGUGAUACUGCUUUAUCUGUUACUUCAGCUAAAGAAACAGGCCAUGAUUUUAUAAUUCUUCCUAUAACGCAUUCUGAUUAUAAACGUUUUUUGUUUGAUAAAGUUGAGGAUAACAAAGAAAAACGGUUAAUGGAAGAGUGGAGAAAUGGGAAACCUUUUUUAAAAAAUGAUUUGAUCAUACAAAAUAAUGAACACGUCGAUUAUUUGGUUGGAAAAAUUUCAGAUUGGAUCGAUUUGGAUUCUUCGAAUCAUCAAGUUAGGACAAAUUCCGAAAUAGCUUUAAAUCAACAAUUCUCUUGGGCGGCACAUUUAGGGUUAACUGCUAUCUUUGUACCAACACCAACAAAUUCUUUCCUUAAUUAUGCAAGAAGUUUAAACAAAAUUCUUGGAAAUUCGACUUAUACACAUAUUUGGAUGAGAAUACCUAUAAUCAAUGAAGAUACACCCUAUUCUAAUGAUAUUGAAAUGUGGGAAAAAUGGAACAAGUUUAGGACAUUUUGUGAAAAUCACCAUAAAUUGUCUAUCGCAUUGGAAUUGUCGGUAAACCUGCCUGAUGACGUUUACCUUGAACGAUGGUUUGCAGAACCCAUCAAGGCUGUCAUAUUGCCUACAAAAAUAUUUUUGACUAACGUCAAAGGUUAUCCUGUAUUGAGCAAAAAGCAUCAAGGAUUUGUCAAAAAAUUAAUGAAGUAUAAACCAAGUUUUGUUGUUUUUGACGACAUGACUAGUAAACAUCAGGAUGUAGGAUUUGCCGCAUAUCAGGAAUAUGUCAGACAUAUUAAUCGCACAAUGCCUGAACCUAAUCAAAUCGAGCAAUUUGGUAAUGGAUACCAAGAUUUUCUACAAUCUCCUUUACAGCCACUUAUGGACAAUUUGGAAUCUUCCACAUAUGAAAUAUUUGAAAAAGAUCCUGUGAAAUAUGCACUUUACGAGAAGGCUGUAUAUUAUGCUCUUCUUGAUCGUGUUGCACUCGAAUCAAAUGAAAUAACUGUUAUUAUGGUAGUUGGGGCUGGUCGUGGUCCCCUAGUUACAAGAAGUAUAAAAGCGGCGGAGAAAGCAAAUCGUAAAGUGCGAAUAUAUGCCGUUGAAAAAAAUCCGAAUGCAUUUGUCAUAUUACAGAACAUGAAAUCUGAAGUGUGGGGCGAUAAAGUCACAAUCGUGUUUGGUGAUAUGCGUAAAUGGAAAGCUCCCGAAAAGGCGGAUAUUCUUGUAAGUGAACUUUUAGGUUCAUUUGGUGAUAAUGAAUUAUCUCCAGAGUGUUUGGACGGCGCGCAAAAAUACUUGAAACGUAGAACAUUCAUUUCCCCACUUUCAUCAUCGAAACUUUAUAAUGAAGUUUCUGCCUAUAAGGAUCUCGUACAUUUCGAGACACCUUAUGUUGUGAUGUUUCAAUCUGUUACUGAAUUGGCAAAACCUCAAGAAAUUUGGCAGUUCGAACAUCCAAAUGGAUCGUUUGUAAUAGAUGAAGAAGAAAAUCCUGUGAAUAAUUAUCAUAACACCAGAUAUUCCAAAGUUACUUUUAAUAUAACAAAUAGUGGAAUACUACAUGGGAUUGCGGGAUAUUUUGAAUCAGUUUUGUAUAAAGAUGUCACAAUGAGUAUUCUUCCGGCUACACAUUCUGAAGGAAUGUUCAGUUGGUUUCCAAUAUUUUUUCCUUUAAAGGUACCGAUUUAUAUCACAUCAAAUUCAACUUUAAAUAUUUAUUUUUGGAGAUUAACUAGCUCCAAAAAAGUAUGGUAUGAAUGGUGUGUAGACGCAUCGCUCACAGUAGGAUCCGAAACAAAAUCAUAUGGAUCUUCCAACAUACAAAACGUUGGGGGAAGAUCAAGUUGGAUCGGACUAUAA